AUGACGCGCGAUAUCCCAGACGACUUUACCGCUGUUCUACCGCCAACAUGGAUCAUAACCAUCAACAAUCAGUCCAGCCAGAGUCAAAACUACGCAAUAUUUUCCGAGGUGCCACUGAUUGACAGCUCGACCAAGCCUGACAAGGUGUACAACAAUGUGAUUGCAGUGGCCGACAACGUCUCUGCACACAGUGGCCUGGGGGUCUUUGAAAUCAGGAAGCAGCUUCAAGCCACAUGCGGGAGGCUUGUUCUAUCCGGUGGCGACAAUUCGACCCUGUUCGGCGAGAAGAGCCCCAAUCCGCCGGAUGUGGUGUCGAUCGUCGAGGUCGUUGACAGGUGCUCAAUUACACUCGGCAAGACCCUUGCCGAUGGGACGGAUAGUCCUGGCACGAAAUGUGUUAUCCAAGUCACCAACAAUGAAACGCCAACAUUCAAAACCCCGUCGUUGACAGGAGGCAAGGCUGGGGCUUUUGCAGUCCAGACAGGCAAUGACUUUACCAGCCAAGACGCUAAGAGCAUGCAUUACUUCGUUGGAUUCGGAUCAUCCAUGAACAAAGACGUCGGCCCAUUUGCUAUAUUCGUGCCGGCGCCGGUUCAGACAUACCAAAUCACCCCACAGGCCAAAUUCAAGAUCCUUGUUGCUGAUCUUCUGCCCAAGGCUGUUCUCACCGAUGCCCAAAAAGCUGCGGCCGCGCUCGAGAUCGAUUUUGCUAAACUGGGAGUCGAUGCUGUCGUGGUUGUUCACGAUGACAACAACAAUCUCACAAUUCAGAAGCCCGGUCCAGACCUAGGCUGA
This is a messenger RNA of Fonsecaea nubica, 795 nucleotides long. RefSeq lists its product as hypothetical. Lineage: Eukaryota; Fungi; Ascomycota; Eurotiomycetes; Chaetothyriales; Herpotrichiellaceae. The transcript has 2 exons. The record is from RefSeq and is a predicted model, not a curated record. The coding region runs from base 1 to 795 and encodes 264 amino acids.